UCUAAUGGUCCCUUGGAUUCCUGCUCUACAUACAAGAAUUCGCCCUUUAUAUCGGCACGAAUGCUUGGUGAUGUUGCACCCCUGCCUGGUCUGAGCAACACCGGUACUACAUGUCUUAUUGACUCUCAGGUUGCCCCCCAUGAGCGUCCUAGACGAGCAAUAUGGCCGCGCCACUUGCGUGGCUUAUUCGCCUGUGGUCCCCUGGGCAGAGCUGUACUCGCUACUGCGGCCAGCCAGCGUCUACCUGCAGACCUGUUUUGCCGGCACUGGUCCCCGGACCGAUCUGUUGAAUACCCUGGGCACAAUUCACCAACAUGCCGCACGAAAAGAAAAUGCUCGCCAAGAUUCAGCGGCCCUGGAGCCAUUUGUGGCACUUCUCCUCAAGUAUCUCACUGUCCACGAGGCAGUGGAUAUUCUUCGCGUAUUUCGGUGUUGUGGAGCGGCAUGAACCAGGAGGUCGUGCAGAAGUGGGCCGACAAGCAUGACCUUGCUACGCUGUCGACAGCAUUGGGCGCCCUCAAGACUACCGCUCACGAGACAUGCAGGACUCGCUGUGACCUGAGCGACAGAAGAACGAUGAAAGCCUGGAGCCUCUACAUGAAGGGCGCGUCCGCUCUAUUCUCGUGGUGUAUAGCGCAGAAUCGUGGCAGCGUCCUGCUGGUCACUCCGCCGCCUGGAGAGCGUUUUCAUCCUUCGGGACUGACAAACCUGCAGCUCAUCGAAGGUCCGAUCAUUGCUGGGUUGUAUGGUCCGUCGUGGCUGCAUAGUAUCGAUAUUGUUCAUCCACAGAUCCCUGCUGCUGCUGAUGAUGGAGUGGCGCCAGGUGAAGGGAUGGUCUUUGGGCGUGAGCAGCAGCAGCAGCCAGCCAAAUUCCUUGGAAGUCAAGCCAUCUGCUCCUGAGGGACGCUCGGCACCAGACCCGACAUCGCAGACGUGCGUAUCCUCGCCCACGGUGUUACUGUCUCCGCACAAAAACAAGAUCAUCAUUAGCGUGCACGCAUCCAACCCUCCCAAGAAGAAAAUCUCAACCCAACCGAACACAAUGGGGUAUCCGCCUCCACCAGGGCCGAAGACUCAAGUCGGAGUGUCACAGUCAGUGUCUGCCCCAGCGGCUUCAACAAGCAGGCCUUCGGCUGAAAGCGCAUGUUCACCUCUUAUUCAGAUGGUGAGCAAGACAAGCAAAGCUGGCAAGAAGGCUGCAAGAUUAGAGAAGGAGCGCAAGGCGGCAGAGCGGCAAGAGAAGGAGAGGAAAGAGAAGG
Messenger RNA from Microdochium trichocladiopsis, 1259 nucleotides. RefSeq lists its product as uncharacterized. The transcript has 3 exons. The coding region runs from base 61 to 900 and encodes 279 amino acids. The record is from RefSeq and is a predicted model, not a curated record. Lineage: Eukaryota; Fungi; Ascomycota; Sordariomycetes; Xylariales; Microdochiaceae.